GCUGUAAAUCGCUUAAACAGGAUAUCUGUAUCAGGCUGUCGUAGAUAAAAUUCGAAGUCAACGAAGGCCAUCGAACAACCUGCAAUCACAAGUAUUAACUAAAAGUUGAAUGAGGAAAGGUAUAGUGUUGUAUUCAGCAUUUCAGUGUAAUACUCAUGUUUAUAUUUCUAGCAUGCGCGGCCGUGAUUUAUCAAAUGGUGGAAACUGAAAAGCAAGGAUGCUAUAGUGAGAUUAGACUUGGAUCAAGUCCGUCGCUCUAGAGUCCGAGUCGCGAAGCGACGAGAUCGAGCGCGCCGCGAAGCGGCGCGCGAGGUGCACCUCGCGCUCUCCCUCGGAUUCUAGAGAGACGGACUUGAUCCAAGUCUAUAGUGAGAUUACUGACUGGUAAAUUGAGAGAAAGUUUAAUGCAAAUUGGCGAAUUGAAUUCCUUUGAUUUUUUCAUGAAUUAGUUUUACAGUGUUAUAAUAUUAUUGAGGCUUAAUACACAAAUUUGGUUAACGUUAACUCACAUCACCUAGUUAAUUACAGUGUAACUGUUCUUGUUUACAGAAGCCAUACUAUAGCCCACCAAGCAUUAGAGUCAUGUAUAAGCAUUAGAGUCAUUUAAUAGAGUCAUGUCAUGUUAUUCACUUGUUCUAUCGAUGAUUUUGUAUGCUAGAACAUUGAUAAUUGAAUUGAUGUCAAUUGGAUAUAAACGAACGUUUGUCUAUUGGUAUAGCUUUUGAGCAACAUUCUUACUUCGCCAGCACGAAAGGGUUUAGUUUGUUGCGGAGGGUGUCAAAUUCAGCACUGUGUGAGGCAAUCCGAGAUCAACGGACCUCGGUAAAUCGAUCUUCGAUAAAGCGAUUUCUAUAUUUGAUCCAGAAUAAAAACAAAUAUCGCAAAAUCCUAUCAUUUAAAUAUCGCCAUUAAAGUAUGCUAACUUAAAGACUAAUACAUAAAACACAAUAAUUUAAAUCAACUCUUCUGUGGCUUCCCUCGUUUACAUCCAUGCAGAUUAGCUGAAAUAUAUAGCACGCGGGGGUGAAUAAACGCGCGCAGCAAAUUAAAUAAACGUGGCAAACGUUUUUAUAGUUCUCAGCCCUUAAGGUCAUGCAGACACACUGAACGCGCUUUGAGUGUGAGUGAGCCUUUAGAAUACAGGCCGGCGUUAGUCUUAGAUGUAAAUUUCAAGUUAAUAUUAAAUGGCCAUACAUAUUAAAUCUGUCCUAUCAGCGUAGCAGUGUGCCUAUAUGUUCUACCAGGAUUAUAGCAAUUUCCAUAGUGCGUUAGGAUAUUUUGAUAAAUACUGUAGUCUAACCGCUUUGGAGUAACAGGGAAAAUUUGACUUAUCUUGUAUGACAUGCAUAUGCGUUGGAAAGCAUGUUUAUAAAAUGAAAAGUAUUAACUAGCACUAAGUUAACUAUAAUAUUACACUAAGCUAACUAUUUUCAUUAUAAUCCAUUAUUUAGAUUUCAAAAAUAGCAAAUUUUGCAUUUACGGGUUUCCUGUUCUUCAUACUCGCAUGUUUAAGGUAAGACAUGACGUGCAUUUAUUCGCUAAAAUGCGCUCUACAUAGUGCAUGUUGGGACGUUUAGCCAAGUAAUCAAAAUUUAGCUCACCCAUGACCCAUGCAGAGUUCUCCUGGUCUCUUCCUUGAGACAACAACGGAUCGAACUUGGAGAGGACGGAUAAAAGAUUUUUUUAAUUUUUUUAUUAACUUUACAAUCAAAUGACCGAUGGUAAGGACAACAGGACGUGAGUCCCUAAUUAAGUCCCACCAAAAACGUACAUUACAUAAUUACUUAUAGGUAUUACAAGAAUACAUAUUAUAUUUAAGAAAUAUAAAACAUUUUCCGUGUUGAUAUACAGUUAUAUCAACUCGAAAUUGUGUGAAAACACUCCGCCCGUCGUGUUUCCACACAAUUUCUCGUUUUCCCAACUUCCACGAGUGUUGAUAUGACUAUAUAUCAAUACGGAAAAAAUGUUUUAUAUUUGUUUUAUAAUAUAGCAAUGUCAAAAGCCCGAAGAAUUAGAACAAUUUCCGUGUUACAAGCGGUGGAAAAUUUCCCGUGUUGACAUGGAGUUAUAUCAACACGGCUCUUAGCCAAUCAGCGUUCAGAAUUUACAAAUGCUAUAUUAUAAACAUAAACAUUAGGACAUAUACAACAAUUAUAAUUACAUCUAUGAACAACAGAUUGUAUGUAAAGAACGACAUUUACUGCAUACAGUUUUCCAUGUUCUAGGACGGUCUACAUCAAAAGUACUGUUCAGCUUUCUAGUGUAAUAUAUAUAUAGUUUAGAUUUAAGUAUGGCGACUGACGGAUUACGAAGAUGAUUUGAUAUCAGACGGUAAAUUGUGUACAAUUCUGUUAAAGUAUGAGUUUCGGAAGAGGGAGCCUCAGGGAGGUUUUGCACAGGUUUGGACGAAGAUCACCAGUGAACUGGAACGAGUGGAGUGGUGAAGAGGUUGGGUUAUAUACUGAUUGAUGUCAAUUUCGUACAUCCCGUAUUUACAUUUGUAGAGGAAUAUGAUGUCUAAACAUGGCCCGCGGUCAGGCGCCGCCGCAAAUUUUUUUCCGUAGACAGUCGGACUCCUCAUUGAUAGUCGGACGCAUCAUUGACGCGUCCUGGCCUCCGCGCGUUAUCGAUCGAUCCCUUCGUACCCUGCGUAACCCACUGGUACACCAUAUAUCCAUCACACAUGCACACGUCGGUUCUUCUUCGACCACGUGUAGAAAGAUGAACGAUUAGCUUCGCGAUGCCAUAGCAAAGCUGCAAACUUGUUUUUCUGGUUCCGAAAAUACUUAAGGACUGUUAUUGCGAGUUAUAAAACUAUAUAUCAUCCCAACUGAAGAGAAUCAGGAUAAGAUAACUAGCGUACAAGUAAAUACUGGAAGAUUCAAAGCGACCAUCAAGACCACUUUCCACAAAUAGAAGUAUUGCAGAAUACCCGUCCACUAGUAAUAUCAUAUCAUGUAGCCCGGCCACUAUUUCACAGCAUACGUAUAUAUACCAGAUCUUAUUGCCUCGUUCUAAUAUACACAAACUAAUUACUAAUUAUAAGACAAUAUUACGAAUUCAGUGAUACUAUAAAGGAAAUAUCAUGCAAGACUGUUAAUGUUUAAUAUUAUGCUUAGUAUGCUUUAUAAUAUAAAACUUUUAAUUUUCUCCCAGCGACGCUAAUUAAUCCGGCAUAAUCUGUCAAACACCAAUGUCCGGUUGGCGGUUGUGACUUGUGAGGAACAUAUUUACAUAUUACACCGCAUUAUUUAUUUCUUUAUUGCUGAUUCGCCCAAGAUAUUGAAAUUGCACAUAAAAGAAAUAAACUAUUUACAAGAAAUGGGCUAGGAGCCUACCAGAAACCAUAUGGCUUUUGUUUUAGGCCCCUAGGUUAUAAAUUUAAACUAAUUAACAAAAUAAUAUGCAGCAUCAGUUCGAGUGCUUUUAGGAGAAAGGAAAAAGAAUAGUUAAAUAUUAUAUGAUAUGAUAGUAAGUUAUAUUUACAAUUCAAUUUUUGAUUUAGAGUUUUCCUAUACACUUACAGGAAUAUGUUAUUCUAUUAAAUUUAGAUCUGAGAAGUACUUUUUCAUUAUUGUCUUGAAGGAGUCGUAAGACUUAGCAGGUUCUUUAUAUUGAGUGGGAAGAUUAUUCCACAUUUCUAUACCUUUAUUAGAGAGAGUGUGUUUUGUGUAAUUGGUUCUAUUGCUCUUUUUGUGUAGCAAUGACGAAUUUCUAGUGUUAUGAUUAUGAAUUUCCUUAUUGGUUAAAAAAUAGUUUGUGAAUAAUUCUGGUAAAUUGUUCUGAUGGAAAUAUCGGAACAUAAACAUAUUGUUAAAGUGCCUAUAUCACUUGUGGGACCUUUACGGAUUUGAAAAGAGGGUAAAAAGUUAGUUAAUAAGUUUAAAAGCUUUCUUGAUUUAGUGCAAUAAUUUCGAAGAUAUAGGCCUCUGAACUACAUACAAUUCCUGCGUCCCAGGCUCCUAUCAACAAUGGACAUUUUCGACCCGGUUUAGACCCCAGGAGGUUGGGACUCAGGAACAGUUCGUUGUUUGAGGGCCUAUAUCCUCAAAAACUAUUUCACUAAAUCAAGAAAGGCUUUAGAACUUAUUGACGAACUUUUUAAUUUCUUUCUAAAUCCAUAAAAGUCCCACAAGUGAUAUAGGCACUUUAAAUAAUAAUAUAUUUUGUAUAAACUGAGAAUUUUUAGGUGAUGAAAGAUUGGCUCAGAAUGUUCAAAAUAAGAUUUAAAAGUCAUUAAUCGGACAAUCUUUUUUUGAAUAUUAACUAACUUUUGAAUACGAAAUUUGUAGGUGUUACCCCAGAUCAAAUUCCCAUAAGCUAAAUAUGGGUAGACCAAUGCAUAAUAUAUUAACUUUAAGGAGUUUAAGUUUGUAAAAUGUCGAAUUUUGGAAAUAAUUGCUGUACAUUUGAUAAUUUUUUUGUAAUCAAACUUAAGUGUUCACACCAUGUUAAGCAUUCAUCAAUAACGAUUCCUAAAAAUGUUGUGUUUUUGACUUGUUUUAUCGAUUCAUUGUUGAUUGAAAUUUUUAUAUCAUCUUUAAGUUUCUUAUUUUUUUAUCUAAAAAGGAUAAAUUUCGUUUUCUGUGUGUUAAUGGAUAGUUUAUUAGCAUUCAACCAGUCAGUAAUUUUAUUCAUUUCGAUUUGAAUAAUUUCUUUCGACUGUUUAAGACAUGUAUGACUAAAAAGAAUGUUUUUGUCAUCCGAAAAUAAUGCAAUUGAAAUAAGUUGAUUGCAAAAUUGAAUAUCAUUUAUAUAUAGCAGAAACAAUAAUGGACCCAACACUGAUCCCUGUGGGACACCGCUUCUAAUAGUCAUUACCUCCGAUUGUACAUCAUUAUAUUUAACAAUUUGUUUUCUAACCAUUUCUUCAAACCAUUUUUUGGCCACUCCCCUUAUGCCAUAAUGCUCCAGUUUUUUAAUCAGGCCCGGUCUAAGGCCAGGUCUAAACGCCGCAUUUUACAUGCGCCGAAUCAAAUUAUUGAAUUACAUGCAUGUAAAAUGCGACGUUUAAAUCAAUUAAAUUCGACAGGUUUGAAUUAAGUGCGACUUCAGUCGAAUAUUCGACUGACUCAGUCGAAUAUUCGACUUAAAGUCGAUUGUUGAUUUAAACGCCGCAUUUUACAUGAGUCGAAUCUAAUGCAUAAAUUAUGUUAAAAUAUUAUUACCCAUUACUCUGCGGUUUCAUGCAAUAUGACAUGCGCAGAUAGGCGUAUAUACAGCUAGAGCAAGCAUGGCCGAAAUGGAUGACUGUUUUUCUUGUUCAAUCGAGACGAAAUACAAAUACACUUGUUUAACAACUCUUUCUCGACAUAUAUCGCAAUUACAGUAUUAUCGGAUUCAAUUGGUUCUAUAAUGUAACUGAUAUCUCAGCGAGUAUUUAACAGUAAACGAAAACCACCAUUGAAAUUCUCACAAAAUACCCGUUUAAACAGGCAGUCAAAUGCCGUUAAAACAUUACAUAAACUCCAAAACAAUCAUACAUUUACUCACCCUUGCAUGGCCAAACAUUCUGAAUUUCAUUUUGGCGAAAAAAACUAGACUCUUCUAAACUUUUCGUUAUUCUCUCAAAGGCCAUGGAAGUAAAAUGUAUUCAAGCGCUCUCAUGUAGAAAGUUUCGUUUGAAUAUACGGCGAGAAGAAAUAUUUAUUUGGAAUUUUUCAAAAUAUCGGGUUUUACUCGCACGCGCGUACCACGCACUAUGCCGGCUUACAAACUAAGGAGCACCAUGCAUCUUCUGCCUUCUCCUUGCCAAGAGGUUAUUUACUGCCAUAUCCAUUAAAAGUCGUCGUUUUCUGUUGGCAUGAAUGAUGUUUGAUAGGCAUAAACACAAAGUUUUUUCUCUUACAACUUUGGAUUUGGCGCCAUUUGACGGGCUUUGCAAAGUUUCGACGUCUGAAUUAAAAUUUGAAAAAUGUCAAUUCAAGUCGACUCGAAUAUGUAUUUGAUUCGACGCAUGUAAAAUGCGGCGUUUAGACUUGGCCUCAGAAUCCUGUGAUUAAUUGUAUCAACUGCCUUUGACAAAUCAAGGAAAAUACCAACAGAGUAUUUUCCUUUGUCAAUUGCUUUGGUAAUUUUGUAUAAAAAUGCAAUUAUUGCAUGUUCUGUGGAUCUAUUUUUCUGAAUCCAUACUGAUGUCUUGAUAAUAUUUUGUUUUUAUCAAUGAAUUUUGAUAGUCUGUUGAUCAUAAGUCUUUCCAGUAAUUUAGAAAAGCAAACAAGAACCGAUAUUGGUCGGUAAUUUUCAAACUUCAUUGCAUCAUUACCCUUAAAACUUGGUGUAAUCAUUGCAACUUUUAAAUUAUCUGGAAUAAUUCCAGUCGAAAAUGUUAUGUUAAAAAUAUGUGUUAAUAGCUUAGAGAUUUCUUUAACUGACAAUUUGGCAAUGUUUGUAUGAAUACCAUCGUAUGCACAACGUUUUUUUGACUUCAUACUUUUCAGUUCUAUUUCAAGUUCAUUUUCUGCAAUAGGAUUAAGAAAGUAACUGGAUUGAUAAUUACCUUUGAGAUAUUUCUCAAAACAAUUAUUAUUAUUACGUAGCCUACGUUUGAUCUUAUUUGCCAAAUUAGGACAAUAUUAAUGAAAUAGUUAUUGAAAUUGUCAGCUAUGAUUUUGGGGUCAUCUAUUAUAUUUGAUGAGCAGUUUUCAACAAAGGUUUUUGAUAUUUUAGUAUUUUUCUUUGGUUUAUUAAGUAAUUCAUUUAGUGUUUUCCACAUCAUUAUAGAAUUUUGCUUAUAUUUUAUUACCUGGUCCUCAUAAUAUUUUUUCUUUGCCAUUUUUAUGAUAUGGUUUAGUUUAUUUUUAUAAUUUUUGUAUAAUUUUUCAUUUUUGCUAUUUCGAUUCAUAAGGAAGGUUUUGUAAAGUUGAAGCUGUCUAUAGCCUGAGAAUUUAAUCUAUUAAUGCUAACUAACUGUCGCCUUAAUUUCAAAAUAACUACUUGACUGGGUAUCCACGUAUCCACUACAAUAUAGAGCUACCUAUAGCAUGAUAAUUUGAUCUAAUGCUUACCUAACUGGUUUCAUAUUAUUCUCAAAAUAACUACUUGACUGCGUAUCCGCAUAUAUGACAUGUAUACUAUGUAGUAUUUAAAACACGAGAAGGAGUGUUUUAUCAUAUUUAUAAAAUGCGAGGUGCAGCCGAGCGUUUUAGAUAUGAUAAAACGCGAGUUCGAGUGUUUUAAAUAGCUUAAAAUACGACUACAAAAGAAUACUAAUUAGGAUGAACAAUUAUAUAAUCAUACUAAUAACGAAUACUAAUGAAGAUGAGUUUUAUCAGAUAUAAAGUCACUUCACGUGACAUGUUAUGGUUGAUAUGAUUUGCCACAAGGUUUAUGAAUUUUUAAUGAGUAUUUUAAGACAAUUUAAUCUAUUAAUGCACUGUAAGUCACUGUAUGCCUCGUAGCUACCUUUACCACCAUGAUAUUUUAAUCUAUCAAUCUAUUUAUUAUUAUUUAUUAAUCUAUUAAGAAUUCAAUAAAUAUAGAUGUUACUGAAUAUACAUCGUAUGCAGGCAUGAUGUUUGAAAGGAAUAUUAAUAAAAUAUGUCAGAUGUCAUCACCACACAAGAUAUGAAGCCACAAUGUGUAAUAAGAAGAGUAUCCGCUGAAGGUUUUGUUUAAGGGCGCGGGUCAAUGAUGCGUCCGACUAUCAAUGAGGAGUCCGACUGUCUACGGAAAAAAAAUAUAGUCUGAUGCUAUACCAGAAAUACAUGCAUGCACCAACUCCUCGCCUAACCGAACACUGAUACAACGAUAUUACCCAAUUAAUCGUCUCCUUACAGUCAUAAUAUAGUUUCAUCAGUUCGAUAAUACAUGAAUUGGAUAAAAACCAAGAAAACGCAAUUAAUUCAAAGAAACUCUGAACAAUAUCAUUUCGUAAAAAUUGGGUCAAUCAUGUAUAGGGAAUCCUAUAAUAAUUUAAUCCUAUAGGGCAACAACUAAUAGUCAGGCUAGCCUCUCCAGUGUAAUGUCCUACUACACAAAAUGAAUGCAAAAAUUGAUACAAUGGCGAGGAAAGUUGAUGCAAUAGAGAAAGUCAUUGUAACAUCCCCUAACGCGCAAGGUAAACGUUACUCACUUUAUUAUUUUAAGUAUGUUGGCUUGCAAUUUAUAUUGAAUGCAAUUUAUUUUUUCUUGUCAUUGUUCAUUGAAGGAAGGAGAAUUGAUAUAAUAGGGAAAAUAUAGUAGUUUUUGUAUUAGUGUUACCCCCCAUUAGAUUUAGUUAUUGAGUUUAUUAUUAUUUAUUUAAAAGAUUCAUGGUUUCUGAAUAACUAACACGCAGCCAAAUGUGCAAUCGUCAUAUCAUAUCGACUAAAUAGCUGACCAAAACAAUAUGGCGACCAAAACAAUAUGCCGCCGCCUUAAAAAUAAAGUUUUAGAAAAGAUGAACUUGGACAUUGGUAUAUAAAAAAUACACAGGGACGCCGGUGCGACGGGGGCAUCUGGGGCAGCAGAUUGUACUACUUUUCGAAAAUCGUGCCUUUUUUGCUUUGCCGAAACUUCCCAGGGGUGAAAUUUAUGAUGUACUGUUUAAUAAACGAGCAGGAGUGUUUUAUUGGGUUUAAAGCCACGAGCGCGCAGCGCGAGUGGCUUUAGACCUAAUAAAACACGACCUGCGAGUUUAUUAAACGGCUUCAAACACGACUACAAAUUCAAUAGAUAUAUUGCCUUAUGUUAGUAUUCUUUAUAUAUAUUAUGGCUGACAUGAUUUGCCAAUAAGCUUAUGAAUUAUUAAUGAGUGUUUGAAAUGCUCAUAGUAAACACAGAAAAAAAGUUGGGGUCACCGAACUGGUUUUCAAGAUGUGACAAGUGCAAUAUUGUAACGCCUUUUCCUCGAUAUGUGGCCAUCUUGACCCUUUUACGAGUUACACUGAGGAACAAGCGCAAGUGCUCAACCGUUGUUGAAUUUUGUUGACAAGGAUCCUACUAAAAAUGUCUGUCUAGUGAUUAUAUACAAGAAAACAUGGUAUUUUAUAGCGAGUCAAAAACAAUUAACGUGCAUUGUCGUAGUUUUCCAAUUGGGGAAGUAUGCGCAAAAAAUGAAAAAUAUUAUAAGUUUGAGAAAUAAUUUUUCUUUUAUUUUCUGAAAUGACACGUAAAACGUAUAGAAGAACAAAAACAUAAAAUAAAAAUGUAGGGUCACGGACCUUCUUAAAGUCUAAAGAGAUACAAGGGUUAAACAAUGCAACAUGAUGUGGUUUAGAGUAUUAGUUGCACAGAGAGCCCCAGCCGGAGUUCUGUCAUGGUAUAUUUCCUGAAGCGUGCCUAAUCAACGCAGAGUGUUUUUCUCUUUGCCCUUACUCUUUCUUUGUCACUUUACAUUGCAGUUCGACUACAUAUAUUGGCUAGAAUGUGUUAUAUGCGCAGUAAAAGUACGCAAUACAAACAGAUGAAUCACCUUUUAAUUAUCUUUAGGCAAGCAUUGCGCCGAUCUUUAUAAGAGAGGUUACAGAACCGAUGGUGUUUAUUCAAUUGACCCAGACAGCCGAGGCGCAUUUAAAGUAAGAUGUGACAUGACCACAUCAGGAGGAGGAUGGACCAUCUUUCAAAGACGUGUUGAUGGAAGCGUUGACUUCUUCCGCAAGUGGAGGGAUUACAAAAAUGGUUUUGGCGAUCCUCUGGGCGAAUAUUGGCUUGGUUUGGAUAAGAUCAACCGUCUAACGAACAGCGGUAGAAAUAUGCUUCGAAUUGAUUUGGAGGACACGACUGGGGGCACCAAGUACGCUGAGUACAACGUCUUUUCUGUAGCUUCAGAGAAAGCGAAAUAUAAACUCGGCUUGGGAACGUAUUCAGGUAUGAUUUUCUGCUUGAACUUUGGGUUCAGUCAGUCUAAUUUCACUGCGUUAUAAAAAGACUGUAGACGUUGUUAACAAACUACAGUGUAGACGUACAUUCAUCGCAGCUCAAGCGACAGAAGAGAAAAAGCUCUUUUGUAUAGACUAAUAAUUUAUAUAUAAAAACGAGUAUAUUAAUAGACCUUCCUUUUUAUUAGUGAAAUUUUGAUCUAGAUAUGCCUGGGCAACAAUUUCAUCACAGCUUGAAAGAGCAUCACAAAAUUAGUAAUAUUCCGAAGUUUCGUUGCGAAAUGUUGUAAAAUGCGGAUAAUAUAGCCUUGCGAAGUUUGCCGUUUUUCAGUCAUUUUGCAUUACAAUCUAACAUUUUGCAUCAGUUUGAUCAUCUGAUUAUCAAUUUCCCGUUUGUAAUACCAAAUGACUGAAAAAUGGCAAACUUCGCAAGGCUAUAUUAUCCGCAUUUUACAACAUUUCGCAACGAAACUUCGGAAUAUUACUAAUUUUGUGAUGCUCUUUCCCCUUUUGAGUGAAAUUUUUGUCCAGACUUGUCUAGAUCAAAAUUUCACUCAAAAGGGGAAAGGUCUAUUAAACACGCAGCAAGAACAGGUUCAUCAAUUUCAUUUUUUCACCUUCCAGGCACAGCAGGUGAUGCUAUUAGUGGCCGAGGCAAGCCAUUCACCACACGUGAUGCAGAUAACGAUGACCAUGACAAUAACUGUGCUGUAUCAUACAAAGGCGCAUGGUGGUACAGAUCUUGCCACGGUGCAAAUUUAAAUGGCUUUUACCAUCAUGGAAAACAUAGGUCGUACGCUGAUGGAGUGAAUUGGUAUAAUUGGAAGGGUUAUCACUAUUCUCUCAAGAAAACGGAAAUGAAAACCAGACCAUCUGGCUUUCCUUUGAACAAAUAAUCAGUUUGAUCGAUCGUUUCUUUAUCACGGGAGGCCAUUUUACUAUUAUGAAAUACAAUUAAUUACAAUAAUAUAUGAUCAUGAUGAGACAGACAGUAUAAUAAACUAUCACUUCAGUAAAAUUGCUCACUUGUUUGUAAAAGAAUAAUUCAAUAGGGAAAAAAAUUAUUAUUAGGAAUAAGUUGUAAUUAGUAUUGAUUGUCAUUGAAAAUAAAUUAAUUAGCGGAUAAUUAUAUA
Messenger RNA from Paramuricea clavata, 10933 nucleotides. NCBI's taxonomy places the organism in Eukaryota, Metazoa, Cnidaria, Anthozoa, Malacalcyonacea, Plexauridae. The record is from the annotation of a GenBank genome assembly.